Penaeus monodon (black tiger shrimp) is the source of this 3609-nucleotide messenger RNA. RefSeq lists its product as uncharacterized. Bases 1 to 3531 code for a protein of 1176 amino acids. Lineage: Eukaryota; Metazoa; Arthropoda; Malacostraca; Decapoda; Penaeidae. The transcript has 5 exons. The record is from RefSeq and is a predicted model, not a curated record.
AUGGUACUUAAUGUACGUCGCAUUCCACACUAUAUAAGACAAGGACGGACGGUUCUGCCUCUGAGAACGCCUCCUACCUCGACGCGGAAAACAUGGGUCGAGUCCUUCAGGGAGUGGCCCUCCUCGCCCUGGUCGCGUCGAGUCUCGCCACCUACGGCAGCAGGAUACGGGGAGGAACCUCAGGCGGCGCGCAAGGAGGUUUCGCGAGGGGUGGCGGCGCCAGCAGAGCCUACGCCGGGAGCAGGAGCUCGAGUCUCUUCGGAGGGGCGUCUGGCCCCCUCCCUCAGUGGAAGCAGUGGUGGAUAUGGCGGUUCCUCCACUGGAUCAGGUGGAAGCAGCAGUGGUGGAUUCGGUGGAACAGGUGGAAGCAGUGGUGGAUAUGGCGGUUCCUCCACUGGAUCAAGUGGAAGCAGCAGCGGUGGAUUCGGUGGAACAGGUGGAAGCAGUGGUGGAUAUGGCGGUUCCUCCACUGGAUCAAGUGGAAGCAGCAGUGGUGGAUUCGGUGGAACAGGUGGAAGCAGUGGUGGAUAUGGCGGUUCCUCCACUGGAUCAGGUGGAGGCAGCAGUGGUGGAUUCGGUGGAACAGGUGGAGGCAGUGGUGGAUAUGGCGGUUCCUCCACUGGAUCAGGUGGAGGCAGCAGUGGUGGAUUCGGUGGAACAGGUGGAAGCAGUGGUGGCUAUGGCGGUUCUUCCACCGGAUCAAGUGGAAGCAGCAGUGGUGGAUUCGGUGGAACAGGUGGAAGCAGUGGUGGCUAUGGCGGUUCUUCCACCGGAUCAAGUGGAAGCAGCAGUGGUGGAUUCGGUGGAACAGGUGGAAGCAGUGGUGGAUAUGGCGGUUCUUCCACCGGAUCAAGUGGAAGCAGCAGUGGUGGAUUCGGUGGAACAGGUGGAAGCAGUGGUGGAUCAAGUGGAAGCAGCAGUGGUGGAUUCGGUGGAACAGGUGGAAGCAGUGGUGGAUAUGGCGGUUCCUCCACUGGAUCAAGUGGAAGCAGCAGUGGUGGAUUCGGUGGAACAGGUGGAAGCAGUGGUGGAUAUGGCGGUUCUUCCACUGGAUCAAGUGGAAGCAGCAGUGGUGGAUUCGGUGGAACAGAUGGAAGCAGUGGUGGAUAUGGCGGUUCCUCCACUGGGUCAAGUGGAGGCAACAGUGGUGGAUUCGGUGGAACAGGUGGAAGCAGUGGUGGAUAUGGCGGUUCCUCCACUGGAUCAAGUGGAGGCAACAGUGGUGGAUUCGGUGGAACAGAUGGAAGCAGUGGUGGAUAUGGCGGUUCCUCCACUGGGUCAAGUGGAGGCAACAGUGGUGGAUUCGGUGGAACAGGUGGAAGCAGUGGUGGAUAUGGCGGUUCCUCCACUGGAUCAAGUGGAGGCAACAGUGGUGGAUUCGGUGGAACAGGUGGAAGCAGUGGUGGAUAUGGCGGUUCCUUCACUGGGUCAAGUGGAAGCAGCAGUGGUGGAUUCGGUGGAACAGGUGGAAGCAGUGGUGGCUAUGGCGGUUCUUCCACUGGAUCAAGUGGAAGCAGCAGUGGUGGAUUCGGUGGAACAGGUGGAAGCAGUGGUGGAUAUGGCGGUUCCUCCACUGGAUCAAGUGGAAGCAGCAGUGGUGGAUUCGGUGGAACAGGUGGAAGCAGUGGUGGCUAUGGCGGUUCUUCCACUGGAUCAAGUGGAAGCAGCAGUGGUGGAUUCGGUGGAACAGGUGGAAGCAGUGGUGGAUAUGGCGGUUCCUCCACUGGAUCAAGUGGAAGCAGCAGUGGUGGAUUCGGUGGAACAGGUGGAAGCAGUGGUGGAUAUGGCGGUUCUUCCACUGGAUCAAGUGGAAGCAGCAGUGGUGGAUUCGGUGGAACAGGUGGAAGCAGUGGUGGAUAUGGCGGUUCCUCCACUGGAUCAAGUGGAAGCAGCAGUGGUGGAUUCGGAGGAACAGGUGGAAGCAGUGGUGGAUAUGGCGGUUCCUCCACUGGAUCAAGUGGAAGCAGCAGUGGUGGAUUCGGUGGAACAGGUGGAAGCAGUGGUGGAUAUGGCGGUUCCUCCACUGGGUCAAGUGGAGGCAUCAGUAGUGGAUUAGGUGGAAUAGGUGGAAGCAGUGGUGGAUAUGGCGGUUCCUCCACUGGAUCAAGUGGAGGCAGCAGUGGUGGAUUCGGUGGAACAGGUGGAAGCAGUGGUGGAUAUGGCGGUUCCUCCACUGGAUCAAGUGGAGGCAGCAGUGGUGGAUUCGGUGGAACAGGUGGCAGUGGUGGAGGCGUUGAUAUGUAUGGUGGAUCAAGUGGAGGCAGCAGUGGUGGAUUAGGUGGAGGCAGUGGUGGAUAUGGCGGUUCUUCCACUGGAUCAAGUGGAAGCAGCAGUGGUGGAUUCGGUGGAACAGGUGGAAGCAGUGGUGGAUAUGGCGGUUCCUCCACUGGAUCAAGUGGAAGCAGCAGUGGUGGAUUCGGUGGAACAGGUGGAAGCAGUGGUGGCUAUGGCGGUUCCUCCACUGGAUCAAGUGGAAGCAGCAGUGGUGGAUUCGGUGGAACAGGUGGAAGCAGUGGUGGCUAUGGCGGUUCCUCCACUGGAUCAAGUGGAAGCAGCAGUGGUGGAUUCGGUGGAGUAGGUGGAAGCAGUGGUGGAUAUGGCGGUUCCUCCACUGGGUCAAGUGGAAGCAGCAGUGGUGGAUUCGGUGGAACAGGUGGAAGCAGUGGUGGAUAUGGCGGUUCCUCCACUGGGUCAAGUGGAAGCAGCAGUGGUGGAUUCGGUGGAACAGGUGGAAGCAGUGGUGGAUAUGGCGGUUCCUCCACUGGAUCAAGUGGAAGCAGCAGUGGUGGAUUCGGUGGAGCAGGUGGAAGCAGUGGUGGAUAUGGCGGUUCCUCCACUGGAUCAAGUGGAAGCAGCAGUGGUGGAUUCGGUGGAACAGGUGGAAGCAGUGGUGGAUAUGGCGGUUCCUCCACUGGAUCAAGUGGAAGCAGCAGUGGUGGAUUCGGUGGAACAGGUGGAGGCAGUGGUGGAUAUGGCGGUUCCUCCACUGGAUCGAGUGGAGGCAGCAGUGGUGGAUUCGGUGGAACAGGUGGAAGCAGUGGUGGAUAUGGCGGUUCCUCCACUGGAUCGAGUGGAGGCAGCAGUGGUGGAUUCGGUGGAACAGGUGGAAGUGGAGGUGUUGAUAUGUAUGGUGGAUCAAGUGGAGGCAGCAGUGGUGGAUUCGGAGGAGCAGGUGGAAGCAGUGGUGGAUAUGGCGGUUCCUCCACUGGAUCAAGUGGAAGCAGCAGUGGUGGAUUCGGUGGAACAGGUGGAAGCAGUGGUGGAUAUGGCGGAUCUUCCGGAAGUAGUGAAGGCGUUGAUAUGUUUGGUGGAUCAAGUGAAGAAAGUAGUGGUGGAUUUGUUGGAUUCAUAGGUGGAGCAGGUGGAAGCAGUGGUGGAUAUGGUCGGUCUUCCGGAGACAGUGGAAGUGGUGCCUCUCCGGGUGGAGUCGGGACGGGCGCGGCCGGUGUGGCGACCUCAGCGUCCUCCAGCGAGGAGGACGCGGCGGGCGGGCUGGCCUCCUCGGGGGCGGCGUCCAGCGAGGAGUGCUAGGCCCGCGGCUGGAACAAGGCGCCGGGCCCUGGACGAAACAAAUAACAAACCGCUGUAACGUUAAUGCUUGUUAUUGUA